GUGUUUCUGCAUCUCCGAGAACCACCUGCCAAAGACGGAAUGCAGAAUGCCGAACGCCUGUGUUGAAUUGGAUCUCCAUACCAGCAAGUCCUCCGUAUCCGACCUGCCAACCCGCCAUUCCGCCAAUCCGCCAACCCGCCCGACGUGUUAAACAGUUCCCUCUUCCCAUGUACCCGUUGCUAUGGUGCAUGGGGCCUUUUUCGAUGAGUAUAUGAUGAGUGUGAAGGGGUUAGAAGAGCCUCCUGCCAAGAAGAGGAGGUUCUCUCGAGAUGAUCCGAAGGAUGAGGGUGACCCGACUCCGUUCUGCCUGCAAAAGGCAUCGCAUCUUGCGGACCAGGCGGUCGACGAUGCUGCGAACCAAGCCCCGGCCGCGAACCCUCCCAGCGAACCUCCCAGCGAACAUCCUCCCUCGGUAACAACGUCAACAACUGCUACGCACGACCUUGCGGCGUUUGACGUAAAUGCCUUCCAGAGCUUCGUAGGAGGCACAGUCGACGCCGAGGCGCUGCGCAUCAUCGGCAGCAAGUGCGGAAAUAACCUAGAGCGAGCAGUUAAUAUGUACUUUGAUGGCACAUGGAAGAACUAUCGGCGCCGCACACCUUUUAAGAAUGCGGCCUCGCUUUUUGCCCUUCGCACUUCCCCCGCCGUUCCGACCGACCACGUCGACGAGCCUGACCCCCUCCCAGUACGGCCUGACCGGUCACAGUCUAUGCCUACGAGUCGAUACAUCGGUGCCUUUGGUGUGGAAGGGUGGGUCACCCGCAGCGGAAACAACUUGGUGAAGCAUGGAGAUACCGUCAAGAUCGAGCGCCAGAAAAUCCAACCGCCAACCUCGUCCCUCAAAACUAAGGGCAAGGCUGGCCCGGCGUCGGCCCCCCGAGGAAACUCGGCCGCAGCUAGGCGAGUCGAUGUUAUUGUGCGGUUCACCGAUGCUCGAGGCACCGAAAUCGGGAGAUUAGCUAAGGAUACCGCAAAUUGGGUGUCUUCGCUUAUGGAUCAGAAGGUCUGCAGGUUUGAAGGCAGCUGCGUGUAUGCCCCUGAAAGAUUGAGGACGAACGAUACCGUAUUCCUCCAGUUGCGGUGCUUUCUGUUGAGAACCGCCUUCCAGAAUACCGGAGCCGGGUUGUCGGACAACCGUUCCACUGGUUUUUUCGAAGAGAAGGAAACGGCAGAGGAACGGGGCCUACGGCUACGACAAGUCGCCCUCGUGCGAUUAUUCCAGGAAAUCAAUCUUACGCCGGCACGGAAGAACGCAGCAGCCGCCAGGAACGCCAGGCAGGGCCUUCUUGAUGCCGCCGAGAUGGCCGAGAAGAAGAACAAGGACGUCAAGUCUAGUAACCGUGAGACUCCAGGUUCCUCUCCGCCCCCAGAUGACGCCGAAGAUGGCCAAGAGCUUGAACAAGACCAACUGGAUGCUCUGUACCGAAAGGCCCAGUCGUUUGACUUUAAUACGCCCGAAGCCGAACCAGCUGAAACCUUUAACAUGGAUCUCCGCCCGUACCAGAAACAAUCGCUAUAUUGGAUGAUGGCAAAGGAGAAAGACCACAGGAGCGGGGACCGUGAAGCUUCCAUACACCCCCUUUGGGAAGAAUACAUUUGGCCGACGAAAGAUGUGGACGACCAAGAUAUCCCUCCAGUCGACGGCCAGGCUAGUUUCUACGUAAACCCGUACUCCGGUGAAAUGUCCUUGGACUUCCCCGUUCAAGAGCAACACUGCCUCGGCGGUAUCCUUGCCGACGAGAUGGGUUUAGGCAAGACAAUUCAAAUGCUGAGUCUCAUACACUCGCAUAAGUUCGAGCUAGCGACAGAGCGUACCCAUCCAUCUCUCGGCUCCGUGAACGAUCUACUACGACUUUCCUCAUCCGGUAGCUCUGGCAUUGUUUCUGCGCAUAAGACGUCUUUAGUUAUCGCACCGAUGUCGCUGCUUGCCCAAUGGCAGAGCGAAGCGGAAAACGCCUCCAAGGAGGGCACCCUGAGGUCUAUCGUCUAUUAUGGCAACGAGAAAGCCGACAACCUCCAGAUGCUAUGCUGCGAUGCCAAUUUCACGUCGGCUCCUGAUGUCGUCAUUACUAGCUACGGGGUGGUACUGUCGGAAUUCACUCAGAUAGCUUCGAAGAACGGGAAUAAAGACUCGCACCGUGGCUUAUUCUCACUCGACUUCUUCCGAAUCAUCCUCGACGAAGCUCACACGAUCAAGAAUCGCCAGUCGAAGACUGCGAAAGCCUGCUACGAGCUUUCGGCUAAACAUCGAUGGGUUCUGACGGGGACGCCCAUCGUGAAUCGCCUAGAAGACCUAUUCAGUUUGGUCAGGUUCCUCAGGGUUGAGCCGUGGAACAACUUUUCCUUCUGGAGGACGUUUAUCACGGUCCCAUUCGAGUCUAAGGACUUUAUGCGUGCUCUUGACGUGGUGCAGACAGUGCUAGAACCGUUGGUAAUGAGAAGAACGAAGGAUAUGAAAACGCCCGAUGGGCAAGCUCUUGUUGCCUUGCCCCCAAAGUCAAUUGAAAUCGUCGAGGUCGAACUCUCCAGAGCUGAACGCGAUGUGUAUGAUCACAUCUUCACUAGGGCCAAGCGCACUCUCUCCUCGAAUGUCGAGAGGGGCACGGUGAUGAAAGCGUUCACCACCAUCUUCGCCCAGAUCCUCCGUCUACGCCAGUCGUGCUGCCAUCCAAUCCUGGUCAGGAACCAAGAAGUGGUUACCGAUGAGGAAAUUGCCGGGGCAGAAGCCGACGCGGCAGCGGGUCUCGGUGACGACAUGGACCUUCAAUCUCUGAUCGAACGAUUCACGGCGACUACGGACGACGGGAGGGAUGCCAAUGCCUUUGGCGCCCACAUUCUCGCGCAAAUCCGAGACGAGGCCGUGAACGAAUGUCCCAUCUGCACAGAGGAACCCAUGAUCGACCAGACGGUCACCAGUUGCUGGCACUCCGCUUGCAAGAAGUGCCUCUUAGAUUACAUAAAGCAUAGGACCGAUCGCCAUCAAAUACCGAGAUGCGUCAACUGCCGCGAACCAAUAAACGCACGCGAUUUGUUCGAAGUGGUGCGGCACGAUGAUGAACCGGACGACGCAUUACACGCGGCACCGAGGAUCAGCCUGCAGCGAUUAGGAGUGAACGAGUCUUCAGCAAAGGUUGUGGCCUUGAUGAAACGGCUGCGCGAAUUGCGGAGGGAGCACCCGCGUAUGAAAUCGGUCGUCUUCAGCCAGUUCACCUCGUUCAUGUCGCUCAUAGAGCCGGCGUUAACCAAGGCUAAUAUGCGAUAUCUCCGGCUGGAUGGUUCUAGCAACCAGAAGGCCCGCGCCGCCAUUCUGAGCGAGUUUAGGGGGUCCAGCAAAUUCACCAUCCUGCUGAUAAGUUUGCGGGCUGGCGGUGUGGGACUGAACCUGACGCAGGCGAAGCGCGUCUUUAUGAUGGACCCAUGGUGGAGCUUCGCGGUCGAAGCCCAGGCCAUCGACCGCGUCCACAGGAUGGGCCAAGAGGACGUAGUCAAGGUCUACCGUUUUAUCACCAAGAACAGCGUCGAGGAGCGGAUGCUCAAGGUCCAGGAUAGAAAAAAGUUCAUUGCUACGUCGUUAGGGAUGAUGACAGACGAGGAGAAGCGGCUGCAGAGAAUCGAAGAUAUCAAGGAGCUAUUGAGCUAAGCUCGGUUGAGCCAAGCUAAAUCGACGCUGGGCAAAUUGCGCGGUUCGGACGUAGGUGGGACACAUGCACAUCCACCCUCGGCAUAUCAUCUCGUCGCCAUCGGGGCGGCGGUGGUGUUUGGAGAACUGCGGUGAACCACAGGAUACAUACAUCCAGGGAAAUGCAUGGGUUGCAUCGGACUUUUCUCUCUGUUCUCUCUCUGUCCCCCUCUCCUCUUUCGCAUUCGGCGGGCGGUAUUUAUUAGGUAGCCAUGCAUGGAGCUAUGAAGUCGACGUCGCAGAGCUGGUCAAGACGACUCGAGGAGAAAGGAGGGGGGUUGCAUAGCAUGAAGAUAUAGAGGAGAGGGGCUGCUCUAUUGCGACUCACUAACCUGUAUUCAUCUCGGUCGCUGCCACGUCAAUGGUUUUGCCAAUCCCUUCCUUCGACCUAAUCCCGAAUCCUUCGGCGAUCGCGUGGCAUCAUGGUUACAUGACUGCCUCGAACCACGCAAUACUGGGAGUAGUUAACCUCUUCGAGAUUAUAAGUAGAAGUUCGUUUCCCUCGCCGCUUUGAACGAUGC
This is a messenger RNA of Durotheca rogersii, 4200 nucleotides long. Its product is annotated as DNA repair protein rad-5. Gene Ontology annotation, molecular function: zinc ion binding; ATP-dependent chromatin remodeler activity; nucleic acid binding. The coding region runs from base 182 to 3640 and encodes 1152 amino acids. The record is from RefSeq and is a predicted model, not a curated record. Lineage: Eukaryota; Fungi; Ascomycota; Sordariomycetes; Xylariales; Xylariaceae. The transcript is spliced from 4 exons.